This is a messenger RNA of Fusarium redolens, 674 nucleotides long. RefSeq lists its product as uncharacterized. Lineage: Eukaryota; Fungi; Ascomycota; Sordariomycetes; Hypocreales; Nectriaceae. The record is from RefSeq and is a predicted model, not a curated record. The coding region runs from base 198 to 578 and encodes 126 amino acids. The transcript has 4 exons. Gene Ontology annotation, molecular function: metal ion binding.
GCUUUAAUUACUGUUCAAGCUGGGCCGCGACGGUCAGCCUCUGAACCCCGCCGUUCGUCUCGUUACUCCAUGGGCGGCCGCUCGCCUCGAUCAAUUGAACAAUGGGAAAUGCUUGCCAGAGUCAAGUAGGUGCUGUUUUUACGUCGUAAACACAGCCAAGCGGGCUGCACUACCUUAAACACUAUAUACUACUGACCAUGGCGACUUCGCGAUAUCAAACGGCCGAUCUACGACGCCAGGUCGGGUCCCCGAGACCCAAGGGACGCGAGAAUAAAGAUACACUAUGCCGAAACGUACUUAUUUAUGGCCAUUGUCGAUACGAAGAUCAAGGCUGCGCCUUUAGCCACGACCAGAACAAAAAUAACUCCAAUUCAGACUUUCAUGAAACGCCUCACCCUAUCGGUUCCACGGGGUGUGUAUUUGGUGAAUUUGUUAAUGAGAGGCUUAAAAGUAACAAUUUCAUCCAUUGCUGCUACAUAGGUACUUUUUCUGUUUGUAGAGGCUUCAUUGCUGCAGCAGGAAGGACCAUGUGUCGCAUGACCUCUCCGCUCAUCGGCCGAUGCUUCCCUCAUCACUGAUGACUUACCUUGCCAACUUUACUUCAACUCUUCCAAAACACUACACUCCCAUGUAUGAGCAACUCAUGAUACUGCAUCACUACUUCAGAUAUAUCA